Elephantulus edwardii (Cape elephant shrew) is the source of this 774-nucleotide messenger RNA. RefSeq names its product tRNA-yW synthesizing protein 3 homolog (S. cerevisiae) (gene TYW3). The coding region runs from base 1 to 774 and encodes 257 amino acids. Lineage: Eukaryota; Metazoa; Chordata; Mammalia; Macroscelidea; Macroscelididae. The transcript is spliced from 6 exons. Gene Ontology annotation, biological process: tRNA methylation. Gene Ontology annotation, molecular function: tRNA methyltransferase activity. Gene Ontology annotation, cellular component: cytoplasm. The record is from RefSeq and is a predicted model, not a curated record.
AUGGAUUGCAGCGUAGAGUUCGGGAGGUGGAAGGCGCAAUGUCUGGGCAAAGCAGAUCUCAGCCGGAAGGGCAGUGUGGACGAGGACGUGAUAGAGCUGGUGCAAUUCCUGAACUCACGAGAUCAGUUUUUCACCACUAGUUCCUGCGCUGGCCGCAUCCUCAUCCUAGACGGGAGUGCAAAUGGUUUUGAAGUUCAGAAACAAAACUGCUGUUGGCUUCUGGUUACACACAAACCUUGUAAAAAAGAUGAUGUGAUUGCAGCUCUGAAGAAAUCAAUUGGUGAUGCGGUUUUGAAAUUUGAACCAUUUGUUCUUCAUGUGCAGUGUCGGCAGUUACAGGAUGCACAGAUUCUGCAUUCAGCAGCAAUAGAUUCUGGUUUCAGGAACUCUGGUAUAACAGUGGGAAAGAGAGGAAAGACUAUGUUGGCUGUCCGGAGUACACAUAGCUUAGAAGUUCCAUUAAGCCACAAGGGAAAACUGAUGGUGACUGAGGAGUAUAUCAGCUUUCUAUUAAAUAUAGCAAAUAAAAAAAUGGAAGAAAAUAAGAAGAGAAUUGAAAGAUUUUUUAAUUGCCUGCAACAUGCUUUGGAAAGGGAAACUGUUACCAACUCACAUCUCAAGAUCAAAGAGGAAAAUAAUCCACCAUAUACCCGUAAAAAAAAAAGAAACUUAGAGAAAGCAUGUGCCAAAUGUAUUACUGAAGAAAAUAAAGAACCUGAACAUGACGAUGAUGCUGCAUGCAUCAGUGUUAAUAUUUUCCCUGAAGGUUAUUAA